AUGUCUCCUCCUCGGACGCCUGUCAGUGCCACUCUACCUCCUCAGCGUCCUGCGACAAUCCGAACACAGACGCAAACCGCAGAAGCCGAAGCCGAAGCUUUGCAAGCCCUCUUUCAGUUGGGUUCCCCUCACACUUCCGUGGGCCCUCACAUUGCAAGAACAGGCACCGCCACGACCAACAACUCCAGCCAAGGACAGGUGUCUCCCAAUAGAGCCGAAUUUCCCGCACCACCCAGGCACGUUACCUUUGCAAGAAGUGAGAGCACCAGCACAACGGGCAGUGGAAUUGACACUGCCAGCGCCGCGCAGACUUCUCUACAGGAAAGUCGAAGCCGACUGGUGGAGCAACCGGUGCACCAAUGA
Sphaerulina musiva SO2202 is the source of this 363-nucleotide messenger RNA. RefSeq lists its product as uncharacterized. The record is from RefSeq and is a predicted model, not a curated record. The transcript has a single exon. NCBI's taxonomy places the organism in Eukaryota, Fungi, Ascomycota, Dothideomycetes, Mycosphaerellales, Mycosphaerellaceae. Bases 1 to 363 code for a protein of 120 amino acids.